UUUGUGCAACUGCUUCGCUCUCUCUGCCGCUGCUGGUCUCUACACGCAUACGCCUCCCCAGCCAUGGCAUCGCGCAGUAGCAGAAGGAGCCGACUGGCGUCUUUGGCGUUCCUGGGGUUCUCUGCUCCUUUGGCGAGAGGUCGUAAUGUGGGCGCGGUGGCUGGUGCUUGCGGCUUCAUUGUUGCGCCCGGUGGUGGCGCAAUGUUGCAACGAAGUCGAAGGAGUGUCCCCGCAUCGGCUGCAGCUGCUGCGGCAGCCUCAACACCGCGGAUGACCUUGAGCGAAGAAGCAGAAGCGACACCGUACUCAGAACUGCCGGCUGACUGGCGAGCACCGCUGCCUCCGAGGGAGUUCAAGCCUAAGAAGGGGGAGACGCAGGAGGAGGAAGACGAGGAGGGGGAGGGGUUAGGGGGGACCGAAGGGGACGGCCUGCGUACCCCCGCAGAGGUGCUGCAGGAGGCCACCCGCGUCACCCCGAAGAGGAUGCAGGGGCGCAGGGCGCAGGCUCCGCCGGGGUUGGAGUCGCUGCAGACGGAGAACCAGCGGCGUCGCGCGCUCCCGCUGAGCAAGCUGAAGCGCGUCAAGCCCAAGAAGAGGACGGCGAAGGAGGAAGAGGAGGGCGAGAUUCGACCCCUGGUCCUCAAGACGGACCGCGAGAGCGUGCUGAGGGGAGAGGACUACUGGAUCGACUAUCGCGAGGUUGACCGAAAGAAGGCGAUACGGGAGGCGAAGGCGAAAGCUCCCGCUCCGGACCAGUUCGCGCAGUCCAAGAUGAAGGCGGAGAUAGUCAACCCCUACAAGCAGAACUGGAUCCUCGCCAUCUCCCUCGCUAUAGUGGCCAUUGCGGGAUUCGUCCGGAUAAACCCCGGGAUCCUGGACGACCCGGCCAUCAUCACCUUCCCGAACGAGCUGUGAUUGAUUCACGCCCAGCCCUUCCGGCCUGCCGUGCACCUUGGCGAUAGAACGUUUCCCAUGGAAGACAACGAGACCUCAGUCGUGAUGCAUUUGGGGCUUAAUUAAAGUGUGAUAUUUUCCCCUCUGUGUGUUGUAUUGCUGGAAGAGGUGCUGGCUAUCGUGAUCUCAUGCACCACAUGGUUGCACACGUGUUGAGAGCUCUGAAACGUGCGUCCUCUCCGUGCAAAAAAGUUGUUGUUUCGACGGGGCAGAUUACGGUCAAGGGUUGGAGCGUCGCAGCCCCAACAAAGCCGGUCGGGGGAAAGCAGCUUGAUUAGCAGACAGAUCCAUCCGGCAGUGUCCCGUGGCUCUGAAGCUCUCGUUUCGAGAAUGUAAAAAGGUUUUAAGCCGACGCCUCUGUUUGUAGGCCACUUUCGUUUUGGUUGGCGCAUACCGAGGUCACAAGAAGCUCGCCGCGUUCCGCACACUGGUAGGCUGCUGCUUGGCAGCGGAGGUAGUUAACGCACGCACGUCAUAUCGGCAUAGGAUGCGCUUGCGGGGCUUGGUACCCUCGAGAGCUUGUGUGAGCCUUGAGCUAUAUACAUCAGGGACUCGCUGUGGGACUUGGUAAGGAUGUAGACCACCACCAGCAGCUUGACUUAGAUCUCGGUACAUAUCAGCGAACGUCUGGUAUGGGAAACGUGCCGGCGUUCGCCGUGUAGUCCAGUGGCCGUUGGUUUGGAUCGGGGCAACGAGGGUUAUGCAAUAGGAAUGAAUGUCGGUAAAACACACGUUAUCGCGUCGCUCAGGUUCACGAGGCAGGCAGGGGUGUUCGGGGGACGACACUUGAAAAGUCGCACCUUUACUCCCCGGCUUUUGGUGUGUGGUUGCACCUCGAGCCUGCGAAGAAGCCAUAUAUCAGAUCAUGGUACAACACCAAGGAAAAAGUGCAGGCCGCCC
Messenger RNA from Ectocarpus sp. CCAP 1310/34, 1854 nucleotides. The record is from the annotation of a GenBank genome assembly. NCBI's taxonomy places the organism in Eukaryota, Phaeophyceae, Ectocarpales, Ectocarpaceae.